Messenger RNA from Artibeus jamaicensis (Jamaican fruit-eating bat), 2546 nucleotides. It is a transcript of the gene FIGNL2, whose product is annotated as fidgetin like 2. The transcript has 4 exons. Gene Ontology annotation, molecular function: ATP hydrolysis activity; ATP binding; microtubule severing ATPase activity. Lineage: Eukaryota; Metazoa; Chordata; Mammalia; Chiroptera; Phyllostomidae. The record is from RefSeq and is a predicted model, not a curated record. The coding region runs from base 434 to 2410 and encodes 658 amino acids.
UGCCUGCCCGGGGAGCCGGGGCGGCCCCUUGUCCGGCCACCCCCACUGCCCAGUCCCGCUCCCGGCCGCGGCGGCCGCAGCAGUAGCGGCUCCAGGAUGGUGAGCGCCGCUGCCCUCCAGACCCGGCCUGUCGCCCCCGGCCCGCGCCCGGGUCCCGGGGCCGGACGCCCCCCCAGGCCGCGCACACUCACCUAGGACCGGGCCGGGAUGCCGAGCUCCAGGUUCCCCAUGUUGCCACCCAAGGAGCAUCCGGACAUGAAGGAACAGCGUUCAGACCCUGUGCCGGGACCUCUCCUCCCCUCAGGGGUCUGCUCCUCAACCUGUGUGGCUGAAAAUGGCUUGCUAUGAAUAACUAAGACAUCCGUUUUACCCACGGCUUGGAAGCUACUUCAGGAACUGAGGACGAGAGGCCAAACAGCAAACUCUGUUGAAGAUGCACUGGACACCGGAACACGCCCAGCCCCUCAACCAGUGGCCAGAGCAGCACCUGGACGUCUCCUCGACCACACCAUCACCAGCCCACAAGUUGGAGCUGCCUCCUGGGGGUCGCCAGCGCUGCCACUAUGCUUGGGCACACGACGACAUCUCUGCCCUUACUGCUUCCAACCUCCUCAAGCGCUACGCGGAGAAAUACUCAGGGGUCCUGGACUCGCCCUACGAGCGCCCUACCCUGGGCGGCUACGGCGAUGCCGCUUUCCUCAACGGCGCCAAGGGAGACCCCGAGCCUUGGCCAGGGCCAGAGCCACACUACCCCUUGGCAUCACUCCACGAAGGCCUCCCGGGAACGAAGCCAGGCAGUGGGGGCAGCUCCGGGGGCCUCGGGAGCUCCCCGGUAUUAGCCGGGAACCUUCCUGAACCCCUCUACCCCGGCAAUGCGUGCGGGGCCCCUCCCGCGGCGCCUGAAUACGCCGCAGGCUACGGCGGCGGGUACCUGGCCCCCGGCUACUGCUCGCAGACCGGAACCACAAUGCCCCCGCCGCCGCCGGCCGCGCUGUUGCAGCCUCCGCCUCCGCCGGGCUACGGCCCCUCGGGUCCUCUGUACAACUACUCUGCGGGGGGCUACGCUGCGCAGCCCGGCUACGGGGCUCUACCGCCGCCCCCGGCCCCGCCGCCGACCCCCUACCUUCCCUCCGGCCUAGCGGCGCCCACGCCCCUGCCGGCGCCCGCCCCAUCCAGGCCUGCGCCCACCUCCUACAGCUUCCAGGCGGCCGCUCCCGGUGCAGAGGCUGGGGUGUCGCUGAAGCGCAAGGCCGCUGAUGAGGGCGCAGAGAGCCGCUACCGCAAGUACGUCUACGAGCCUACCAAGGCCCCGGCAGCCGACGGCGUCUCCUACCCUGCGGCGGACAACGGCGAGUGUCGAGGCAAUGAGUUCCGGGCGAAGCCUCGGGGAGCGGCGGAGGAGGCAUCGGGCAAGUACGCCGACGGCGUCUCUCUCAAGGUCCUGGGCUUUCCGGUCUACGGCCCACAACUCGAGCCCUUUGAAAAGUUCGCAGAGCGCGCCCCGGCGCCAGCUCCCCGCGGGAACUUUGCCUUGCCGUCGGAGGAGCCUCCCAAAGGCGUGGACCCAGGGGCCCUGGAGCUGGUGACGAACAAAAUGCUGGACUGCGGACCCCCGGUGCAGUGGGCAGAGGUGGCGGGCCAGGGCCCGCUCAAGGCGGCUCUGGAGGAGGAGCUGGUGUGGCCCCUGCUGAGGCCGCCCGCCUACCCCGGCAGCCCACGCCCGCCGCGGACAGUGCUACUCUUUGGGCCUCGGGGCGCGGGGAAAGCGCUGCUGGGACGUUGCCUGGCCACGCAGCUGGGCGCCAGUCUGCUGCGCCUGCGCGGAGCCGCUCUGGCCGCGCUGGGCGCCGCGGAGGGCGCGCGCCGGCUUCAAGCCGCUUUCGCGGCCGCGCGCUGUCGCCCGCCAGCUGUGCUCCUCAUCAGUGAGCUGGACGCGCUGCUGCAGACCCGGGAAGACGGCGCCGCCUCGGGUGCGCUGCAGGCGCCGCUCCUGGCCUGCCUGGAAGGCGGCUGCGGCGCGGGGUCCGACGGCGUGCUGGUCGUGGGCACCACCUCGCGGCCAGCGGCUCUGGACGAGGCCACCCGCCGGCGCUUUGCUCUCCGCUUUUACGUGGCGCUGCCGGACAGUGCGGCCCGAGGACAGAUCCUGCAGCGGGCGCUGGCCCAGCAGGGCUGCGUGCUGAGCGAGCAGGAGCUAGCGGCCCUGGUGCAGGGCACCCAGGGCUUCUCCGGGGGAGAGCUGGGGCAGUUGUGCCAGCAGGCAGCGGCCGGGGCGGGCCUCCCGGGGCUGCAGCGCCCCCUCUCCUACAAGGACCUGGAGGCGGCACUGGCCAAGGUUGGACCCCGGGUCUCUCCCAAGGAUCUAGACUCGUACGUGGAGUGGGACAAGAUGUACGGCUUCGGACACUGACGGCGCGCGGGCGAGGCCUAGGGAGUCGCCCCUCCCUCCCCGGCCAUGGGAGGGACGUCUUUAACCCACCGAGCUGGGGAGGGUGCCAAGUGAUGAAUGUGGGAGGGAGAAGGGAGGGUGCAGUUGGUGGAUUUUU